Ornithorhynchus anatinus (platypus) is the source of this 2300-nucleotide messenger RNA. RefSeq names its product baculoviral IAP repeat containing 7 (gene BIRC7). The transcript has 7 exons. The record is from RefSeq and is a predicted model, not a curated record. Gene Ontology annotation, biological process: regulation of cell cycle; positive regulation of protein ubiquitination; negative regulation of apoptotic process. Lineage: Eukaryota; Metazoa; Chordata; Mammalia; Monotremata; Ornithorhynchidae. Gene Ontology annotation, molecular function: cysteine-type endopeptidase inhibitor activity involved in apoptotic process; ubiquitin protein ligase activity. Gene Ontology annotation, cellular component: cytoplasm; nucleus. The coding region runs from base 486 to 1553 and encodes 355 amino acids.
GAGAGAAAAAAUACACAAACCUUAGGAAUACUACAAAGUGAAAGUUUGAAUGGGAGAAAUUACUAGGUCUCGAGGGAAGUGAGACUUUUUGCCUCCAGGUGAAUCUUUUAAACAGAAGGAAGCCAUCUUCUUGGGUGAUUAUGCCUUCAGUAUUCAGCCAAUGAAAAAGUGGAAACAGCUGGACCAACAGCUUUAAAGAAGAUUGGUCGAGGCAAGGAGCCUAAGGAGAGAACUUCCUGGAUUUUUGGAGCCGUGAAAGCAACCACAGCUGCUGCUGAAGUCCUGUGUGACAGGCAGGAUUGAAACUCUGGUAUUUGAUUGGCUACUGCUCCAGCAAAAGAGACUGAAUCCAGUCUGUGCACUUUCCAGAAACUUCAGUUGGCUGACCCGUGUGUGUGUGUCGGUAGGGAUUUGGACCAGGACUAAGCAGGUUUUUAUCCCACUAAUCUACCUUAUUCAGGAGCCUGGACUAGCAGUCUAGAGACAUGUCUUUCUUUAUCUCUCAGCAUAGAAACCUAGAGGAUAACUUAAUUUGGGAUGAAUCAGGCAUUCAGGAUGAUGGAAAUCUGGAUGUGGCCAAGCCCAGCAUGAGAAGUGAAAAGAGAAGGCAGAGAACGUUUCUGCAGUGGCCAUCCACUGCCCCUGUUUCAGGCCUGGACCUCGCCAAGGCUGGUUUCUUCUUUGUUGGACCAGGAGACAGUGUAAAGUGUUUUUGUUGUGGUGGGAUUCUGAAGAGCUGGGUGCCUGGGGAUUCACCAAUCUUGGAGCAUCAGCGUUUUUUCCCCAACUGUGACUUUGUCCUUGGCAAGAAUGUUGGCAACCUUCCCACCUUCCCACCCAGGCAAGCCUCAGACUGUGUGGAUGGGCAGAUCCUGAGCCAGCUGCAGAGAAUUUCUGAGGAGGAAGAGGAGGAAGAGGAGGAGCGUGGGCUGGCCAGGCAGCCCACAUACCCGGAUAUGGAGCCAGAAGAGAUGAGAAGGGCAACGUUCCACAACUGGCCACUGAAUGCCAUGGCGCAGCCAGAACAACUGGCCAGAGCAGGCUUCUUCUAUUCAGGCCACCGUGAUAAGGUGACUUGCUACUACUGUGAUGGUGGCUUGAGGAACUGGGAACAAGGGGAUGAUCCCUGGAGAGAACAUGCUAAAUGGUUUCCAAGAUGUGAGUUCUUGCUUCAAGCCAGAGGAAGGGACUACGUCAACAGCAUUUGUGACUUGUAUUUCACUCCCAUGGAAUCCUUGGGCAGUUCAGGAGAGCUGAAUGAACAAGAGUCCACGGUGGCCCAAGGACCUGUUAAGAGUGCCCCUGAGACUCCUGCAGUCAGAAUGGAGUCCCAACCUGAGUGCUCAGAAGAAGCAGGAAAUCUGAGCACAGAAGAGCAGCUGCAGCGCUUGCAAGAAGAGCGAACGUGCAAAGUGUGCAUGGACCGCAUGGUUUCCAUUGUUUUUGUCCCCUGUGGCCACUUGGUAGUCUGCACAGAGUGUGCCCCCAACCUGCAGCACUGCCCUAUAUGCAGAGCCCUCAUACGGGGGAGUGUGAGAACUUUCAUGUCUUAAUCUUGUAGAGACCAGCAAAGAGCACCUGAGAUCUGUUGGUGAUGAGUAGGAUUCGAGGCCAGGUUUGUUGAACUGCCUUGCCUCCUUCAUGCUCCAUUAGAAGGGGAAUAUGGAGCCUUUUUUUAUUAAUAAUAGUAUCAUCCCCACCUUCUAUGAACUUAGUGCCUAGCUAGAAGCAUUUUAUGGUGUUUUUACUAUAUUUCUUCAGAUCUUCCACUCUCUGCUGAAAUUGUGAGGGUGUUCAGGAAAAUUCUUUUGGAUUCAGUGUUUUAGAACCUGAUUUGGUCUCUGAAUCUGUACUUCUCUGCUGCUCUUGGGGAGGCUGGGAUGAAGUGACAGUCUCUUUCCCAUUCUCUUCCAGCCCCGCCCCCUGCAAACCUUCAGAAAGGCAGUGCUAGCUUUACUGCAAACUCCUGGUUUCUGAUUCUGUAGAAAGGAGAAACUUUUCCAUAGCAACUCCUCCAACUUCCUUUAGCAAUUGCAAAUUUCAAGAUAUCACAGUGAUUGGAGCAGUAUGCCUGAAUAAGGCCUCCUACUAAACUAGCUUAAUUCCAUAAAUUAAAAAUCUUCAGACUCAUCCUGGAGAAGAGAAAAUCUCAUAAAUCUUAAACGACCCAAUGGGGAAACUUUUUAUUUUAUAUUUUUUUAGAAGAUCAUUUAAGGGGAAAUGUAUGCUUUUGUUUUGCUAUGAAUAAACUUAAAUUUUCUCAAUUUUGUAAUAAAUAAUUGUAGUGACAUAAACAAAUA